AUGGAGGUGCAGCUGGGGGUCGGCCGCGUCUACCCGCGGGCGGGGGGCCGGACCUUCCGCGGGGCUUUUCAGACCUUCUUCCAGAGCGUCUGCGAGGCUUUCCAGGCGCCGCGGGAGGAGCCGGGCACCAGCCAGCAGCCGCCGGCGUGCGCGCCCUGCCCGCCGAGCCCCCGGCCGCCGGCGGGCUCGCCCGCCUGCCUGCCGCCCCCGGAGCCCCGCGGCGCCGGGAAGGCGCUGCCGGCGGGCGGCCCGGCCAUGGGCUCGCCCUUCCCCUGCGCCGGCGAGCUGAGGGAGCUGCUGUGCGAGGCGGGCGCGCUGCCGCUGCUGCCGCCGCCGCCCGCGGCCGAGCCGGCGCCCGAGGAGGACCCGCUGGGCGACAGCGCCAAGCAGCUCUGCAGGGCCGUGUCCGCCUCCAUGGGCCUGGCCCUGGAGGCGCCGGAGGCGCCGGGCGAGCCGCUGCCCCGCGAGGACUGCAUGUUCGCGCUGCCCGCCGGGCCGCCCCGCGCCCCGCGCCCGCCCGCCGGGGCCCCGCCGGGGCCGCCGCCCGCCCCGCCCGCCUUCGCGGGCGCCGAGGCCGCCCUGGCCGUCGACGCGCCCGCCGGGCCGGGGCUCUACCGCGGCUCGCCGGGGCCCGCGGCGCGGCCGCCCCCCGGCUUCAGCCUGGCGGCGCCGCCGCCCGCCCGCAUCAAGCUGGAGAGCCCGCCGGGGCCGGCGGCGGGCGGCGGCUGGGGAGCGCCGUGCCGCUACGGCGCCGAGAUGGCCCCGCCGGGCCCCGCGCCCCCCUGGCCCGCCUUCUUCGCCGAGGAGGGGCAGCUCUACGGGCCCUGCGCCGAGCCGCCCGCCGGGCCCUUCGGCUGCGGGCGCGGGCCGGCUGCCGAGACCGCCGACUUCCCCGCCGACGGCUGGUACCCGGCGGGCCGGCCGCCCUUCGCCGCCCCCGCCGCCUGCAUCAAGAGCGAGUUGGGGCCCUGGGCCGAGGGCUACGCCGGCGCCUACGGCGACGUCCGGUUGGACACUGGCCGUGAACAUGUCUUGCCCAUUGACUAUUACUUUCCACCUCAAAAGACUUGCCUGAUCUGUGGAGAUGAAGCAUCUGGGUGCCACUAUGGAGCCCUCACUUGUGGUAGCUGCAAAGUCUUCUUCAAACGGGCGGCUGAAGGUAAACAGAAAUACCUCUGUGCCAGCCGGAACGACUGCACCAUCGACAAGUUCAGAAGGAAAAACUGCCCGUCCUGCCGCCUGCGGAAGUGCUACGAAGCUGGGAUGACUCUGGGAGCCCGCAAGCUGAAGAAGCUGGGUAACCUGAAGACACAAGAUGAUGUGGAGGCAGCCAGCUCAUCCAGCCCCACAGAGGAGCAAGCUCCCAAGAUGGUGAUGACACGCAUUGAUGGGUAUGAGUGCCAGCCCAUCUUCCUCAACGUCCUGGAGGCCAUUGAGCCUGGCGUGGUGUGUGCCGGCCACGACAACAGCCAGCCGGACUCCUUCUCCAACCUGCUGACCAGCCUGAAUGAGCUCGGGGAGAGGCAGCUGGUCUACGUGGUCAAAUGGGCAAAGGCCUUGCCAGGAUUUCGCAACCUGCAUGUGGAUGAUCAGAUGUCAAUAAUCCAGUACUCUUGGAUGGGCCUUAUGGUCUUUGCUAUGGGUUGGAGAUCUUUCACCAACGUCAAUUCCAGGAUGCUUUACUUUGCUCCAGACUUGGUCUUCAAUGAGUACCGGAUGCACAAAUCCCGAAUGUACAGCCAAUGCGUCAGGAUGCGGCAUCUCUCUCAGGAGUUCGGCUGGCUUCAGAUCACACCCCAGGAGUUUCUCUGUAUGAAGGCUCUACUCUUCUUCAGUAUUAUUCCAGUGGAUGGCCUGAAGAACCAGAAGCUCUUUGAUGAACUUCGAAUGAAUUACAUUAAGGAACUUGACCGUAUCAUCGCUUGCAAGAGGAAGAACCCUACCUCCUGCUCUCGGCGAUUUUACCAGCUCACCAAGGUCCUGGACUCCGUGCAUCCUAUUGCCAAGGAUCUGCACCAGUUUACAUUUGACCUUUUAAUUAAGGCACAUAUGGUGAGCGUGGACUACCCUGAAAUGAUGGCCGAGAUCAUCUCUGUGCAGGUUCCCAAGAUCCUGUCUGGAAAAGUCAAGCCUAUCUACUUCCACGCACAGUGAUCUUCUGGAGGGACCUCCCAGCUCUGCCACCCCCAUUUCAGCCAUCUCCUGCCUGUUAUUUCUGCACUACUGUACUGCAGUGCCUUGGGGAAUCCCCUCUACAGAGGCGGCGUGCCAAGAAGAUGGACAGUAACACACGACUACCUGCGGGGAUUCCUGAGAUUUCUAUUUUUCCUGAGGUACUGAACUACCUGCCACGGCUUCUGCCUGGAUUUGGCUGUCUCGCUGUGCUGGGACAGGGGGCUGUGGCAUGGUGGCAGCGGCACCCUGUCUACGCUCUCUCGUUUGUGUGUUUUCCACAGUGACUUUUAGUGGCCCAGGGCCAUGGGAGAUUGGGAGAGGUGCCAGCAGUUGUUGGGUUUGGGUUUUUUUUUUUAAAAACGGAACAAGACAAGAAGCAGGUUGAACCUGUAAGUUUGGGUGUGGGUUACUUUACCACCCUCCUUCGGGACUUUUUAUUUGCAUUACAGUGCUGGGAAGCAGACAAGUUAAAAUAUUGCAGUAGAGAAGCAGAGAGGAGUUGGGGGGGAUGAGAUGAAUUUGCAGCCUGAUGAAUUUACAGGACCUGCUGCUGGGUCAGAAAGCUGCCACGCAGCCGCUGUGGGACCUGCUCCGGACAGCACGCUGCCGCCGCCACCCGCGGCCCCACAGACCUGCCGGCGCAGCAGCACGGACCAGCGUUAAUCUUAGCUGAUGGAGCAUUACGGGGUUGUCAGCGAAAGGGCUGCAGGUGGAAGAUGACCUUCGGAAAUCCCCGAAGAUGGCGGACGGCUACUGUUUUCCACCUAGGAUGUUUUUCCUACGGCCGGUCAAGGUGGAUCUCUGCCCCACAGACGCCCGGGCGCUCGGCAGUCCCAUUCCCGUCCUCGACAGCUGCUGCUCCUCCGACACAGCCGUGCCCACCUCCGCAAGUGCCUGAUGUCCUCAGACCUCACGGUCUCCCCUCCUCCUGUGGGCACCCGAAGCUCCCGGCCCAGCCCCUCACCAGCUCUGCUCCCGCUGGGUGUCCGCAGACCCCGGCUUUCCAGCUACACUACUUAUUUUCCUUUUGUCCCAACUAUUCUUUCUGAUGCCAGCAGACGAGCGUCCCAGGAGCAAAGCGGCGGGGCCGGGAUCUGCGGGACCUGCGAGGCCACGGGACUCCUGCCGUUAAUCCUGUCCUUUGGGAGGUGGCUGUGGUAACCGGCUGGUGCUGCCGUGGCUCUGCAGGGGGUUGCAAAGG
Messenger RNA from Gymnogyps californianus (California condor), 3376 nucleotides. RefSeq names its product androgen receptor (gene AR). Lineage: Eukaryota; Metazoa; Chordata; Aves; Accipitriformes; Cathartidae. Gene Ontology annotation, molecular function: zinc ion binding; sequence-specific DNA binding; steroid binding. The transcript has 8 exons. The coding region runs from base 1 to 2154 and encodes 717 amino acids. The record is from RefSeq and is a predicted model, not a curated record. Gene Ontology annotation, biological process: male gonad development; regulation of DNA-templated transcription; androgen receptor signaling pathway. Gene Ontology annotation, cellular component: nucleus.